Molecule: messenger RNA, 1601 nt
Organism: Anoplophora glabripennis (Asian longhorned beetle)
Lineage: Eukaryota; Metazoa; Arthropoda; Insecta; Coleoptera; Cerambycidae
Product: peroxisomal N(1)-acetyl-spermine/spermidine oxidase-like
Exons: 4
Coding region: 34-1545 (503 amino acids)
Molecular function (GO): polyamine oxidase activity
Source: RefSeq, a predicted model, not a curated record
UUUGUAUUCACAGAUUUAAUAACAGUGUUAACCAUGAGGGCAGUUUUAGUCCUUGCUCUAGGAUUUCACUAUACAUAUCUCAUAUUAGCAUUAAAAAAUAAUUCCUCGUCAGUAAUAAUAGUUGGAGCUGGUCCUGCAGGAAUUGCAGCAGCCACAAAAUUGCUGUCUAAUGGUUUUCACAAUAUUUUAAUUUUGGAAGCAGAACCCAGGAUUGGAGGGAGAAUAAACAGUGUAAAAUUUUUUGACGCCUAUGUUGAUUUAGGAGCACGAUGGUGUCAUGGACAGGUAAACAACAUAGUGUAUGAUAUGGUGAAGGAUAUGAAUUUGUUAGGGCGCAACGAAUUUUCUAAGAAAUUGUAUCAUUCUUCAAGAAAAUUUGUAGAUCAGAAGUUUGUUGACGAUUUUUUUAAAAUCGUAGAAGAUAUUUAUGAAGGGCAUGACGAUAAGAAGAUAAAUUACACGAACCUUGGGGAGUACUGCGAAGAAGAGUAUAUCAAGAUAGUCAAUGAGAAAUUCGGAAACGACCCAACCAAGCAUGAACUUGCUCUGUCCAUGGUCCAUUUUUUUGAAUUCUACGUUUUAGGAGGAGAGGGAUCGUUUUCUUGGCAUGACAUUGCAGCUGUUGCAGAUUACCAGGAAUGUGAGGGGGAGAAGCUCCAAAAUUGGUAUGGCAAAGGGUAUAAGACCUUUUUAGACGUUCUAAUGAAAAAAUAUCCUAACCCAAAAAAACAGUUACCUGUAGAUGACAAGAUUCUUCUCAAUAAGGACGUGUCAAAGAUUCAAUGGAACCAAAGUGCUAUGAAUAAAUCUGUUAAGCUCUGGUGCUCAGAUGGUUCCACCUAUGAGGCAGAUAGCGUAAUUUUUACACCAUCUGUUGGGGUACUGAAAGAGAGAGCCGAGGAAAUAUUCACACCUAGACUGCCACAGAUAAAGUUGGAUGCCAUAAGGAAUAUUGGAUUUGGCGCGGUAAUGAAGGUGUACAUGCACUUUCCGCAUAUUUGGUGGGGGAAUUUAACUGGUUUCAAUUUACUUUGGAGUGAAGAAGAUAGUAAAGCGGCCGUUCAGGAGUUUCUUGAGGGACCAAACUGGAAAGGAAGAUCAUGGAUCUCAUAUAUGAGCCACGUUCUAGAAGCAGACCAGAAUCCUCACGUUCUCGUAGCAUGGUUCACGGGACCGCUGAUACCAGCUAUAGAAAUAUUACCCAAUGAGGUUUUGAUAAACGGAAUAUACUUUUCGUUGGAGAAAUUUUUAGGUCACAUUUACAGAGUCACUAAACCAGAUAGUAUUAUACCGUCCAAAUGGUAUACCAACCCCCAUUUUCGGGGGACCUACUCCUUCCAAACACCAGAAGCACAUAGAACUUCUGCAGAAAGUAUUUUAGCUCAACCCUUGAAUAACUACGACAAUUCACCGAUACUUAUGUUCGCUGGCGAGGCUACAAACCCCACACAUUAUGGAACAGUACAGGGAGCAGUAGAAACCGGUUACAGAGAAGCAAACAGAAUACUGAAGAUACCAUUUUGUUACCCCAUACCUAUUAAGUAAAAACUAUGUUAUUGUGUCUAGCUGUAUUACUGUAUUGGUUUUGAUCUAGUUCAAUA